Messenger RNA from Pseudogymnoascus verrucosus, 1464 nucleotides. RefSeq lists its product as uncharacterized. Bases 181 to 1386 code for a protein of 401 amino acids. Lineage: Eukaryota; Fungi; Ascomycota; Leotiomycetes; Thelebolales; Thelebolaceae. The record is from RefSeq and is a predicted model, not a curated record. The transcript has 2 exons.
CGACGACGCCUGUUUCUUUAGUGGUACGAGUUUGAAAACUCUCUUCUUUCCAUCUUUAUAUUUAUACAGUUCUCCUGUGCAGUCACCGACAGCAGCACGAGAGAUACUGGUUUACAUUUACAGAGACGGCGAGAGGAGAGAAAAGAAGAGAAGAGGAUAGUACUGAUCAGAUCAUUCAACAUGCCCGUUCACGUUGCCAAAGGCGCCAUAAUCGCCAUCUCCGUUAUUGCCGCCACCGCCGUCGCCGUCUACGAAUCCCCCGAGGUGCGCCAGUUUAUUCUCAACCUCCGUCGACAAGCGGCACAUACCCUACACAACCUCGGCGACAAUAUCGAGCCUAGAGAGCGCCGCGAGGAGGAAUACAAUCAACAGCCUCUAUUCAAUAGACCCGAGGAUGCAGAGGGCGUGGUAGAAAGAGACGGCGUUGACGCCGACGAUGCGAGCAGGAAGAGACAGAUGGAGGAGCUGGCGUAUUGGAACAGGCUGAGGGAAGAAAAAGAAAAAGAAAGGGAACAGAACCCACCGGCCGAAGGGCAGAGGAAACGCACACGCUCAUCGAGCUUCGGUGACUUCCUCGCGCAGGAUGGCGACCAGGGAACCUACGUCCUUCGCAGUGGAGCGGAGCCUGUAGCAGCAGAGAACCUUGUGCACCGUCAUGCUGGAAGAGGCAUCGAUCGCGGCGCCAUGUUUGCCAACCCCUUUGGUGACGAGCACGGUAUUGAGCUCAGCUCGCGCGAGGCAGGGUGGGGGUCGCAGAUUGAUCAGUCGCAGACCCUGAUGACGCCUGGGAAGGACGAAGUGAUGUCCGUGGCCGAUAGUGAUGGGCUGUACUGCGCGUCUGACAAUGUGAUCCGUCGACCUGCUGGGAUUACUGGGGCUUCCGCGCUAUUUACUGCGCCCGUGCCGUUCCAGGUAGGCGAGAGGCCUGUUGGGAUAGUCGAGACGCCAUCGCUAUUCAGCGCGCCUACACCUUCGAUGAACCAAGAGCUACUCAUCGACGCGUCUGAGUCUAAUGAUGCAGCGCCAGUGGUCUCUGAACGGGCAGUACCCGACGAAGCCGAAGAGACACAAUAUGCGACAUCUGCCUCGCGCAUGCACGCGGAUGGCGAGACCGACGCGUAUGCUGCCAUCCACGCUUGGGCUGACGGUGCAAACAGCACGGCAGGCUUCUACUCGCCGCUCCCGGCCACACCGCAAGUGAUCUCCGAGGCGUCAGAUGGUGGAUUUGGGAGCGACGCCGCAUCAUCGAAUGGUGCUGCGACGCCGAAGACGUCGGAUUCCGUGUCUCUCGUCGGAGGGGAGAGUGGGAGCGAAGGCAGGAAUACGCCAGGGAGUUGGACGGAGGUCGGGAGUGUCGUUAGUAGCAUCGAGGGAAGGGUUGUAUAACUUCUUAAUUAUGAAUAGGAAUCGGAAUUAGUGUAGGCGUAAGGAAUCAUUUCUUCUAUAAGGGAAACUAUAGUCUAG